Messenger RNA from Magnusiomyces paraingens, 1044 nucleotides. RefSeq lists its product as uncharacterized. The coding region runs from base 1 to 1044 and encodes 347 amino acids. Lineage: Eukaryota; Fungi; Ascomycota; Dipodascomycetes; Dipodascales; Dipodascaceae. The transcript has a single exon. The record is from RefSeq and is a predicted model, not a curated record. Gene Ontology annotation, biological process: thiamine biosynthetic process.
AUGGCUCCUUCUACUACUGAAAAGAUUACUUUCCUCUUGAACUGGCGUGCUACUCCCUACCAUGCUCCUGUUUACCUUGCUCACUCCAAGGGUUUCUUCAAGGAUGAGGGUCUCCAAGUUGCUAUUUUCCAGCCCAAUGAUCCUAGUGAUGUCACUGAGAUUAUUGGCAGUGGUAAGAUUGACCUUGGUUUCAAGGCCAUGAUUCACACUCUUGCUGGUAAGGCUCGCGGAUACCCUAUCAAGUCUAUUGGUUCUCUCCUUGACGAGCCCUUUACUGGUGUUGUUUACCUCAAGGGUUCUGGUAUCACUACUGAUUUCCAAUCUCUUAAGGGCAAACGCAUUGGUUACGUGGGUGAGUUUGGUAAGAUUCAAAUUGAUGAGCUUACUCGUCACUACGGCAUGACCCCUGAUGACUACACUGCUGUUCGUUGUGGUAUGAACGUCUCUAAGGCUAUUAUCAACGGCACUAUUGACGCUGGUAUUGGUUUGGAGAACGUCCAGAUGGUCGAGCUUGCUGAGUGGCUUGAGUCCCAGGGCCGCCCCCGUGACGAUGUUGAGAUGCUUCGUAUUGAUGAGCUUGCUGAGCUUGGCUGCUGCUGUUUCUGCACCAUUUUGUACAUUGGUAACGAGGACUUUAUUGCCGCCAACCCGGAGAAGGUUCGCAAGUUUAUGCGUGCUUGCAAGCGUGCCACGGACUUUGUCAUUUCUGAGCCCGAGAAGGCUUGGGUUGAGUACCUUGAGGUCAACCCCCAGCUUAACACUGUUGUUGAUCGCAAGAUUUACGAACGCUCUUAUGCCUACCUCUCGGCCUCUUUGGCUAAUGUCACCCGUGAUUGGAAGAAGGUAACCAACUAUGGCAAGCGUCUCUUGGUUCUUCCCGAGGACUUUGUUCCCAACUACACCAAUGAGUUUCUCUCUUGGGAGCUUCCUGCUGAGUCUGGUGAGGGUGUUAUGGAUCCUACCACUGCUCAGAAGAAGAUGAAGGAACUUCAGCAAGAGUGCGCUUCCUGUGGUGGUUUCCGCAGACUUGCUCUUACCGCUUAA